GGGCAUUCAUGUACGCACACACAACCGAAACCGAAAACACACUCACAAUUCCCCAAGAUGCUGCUGAUUCGAGCUAAAAUGCUCAUCGGAGCCUUCAUCGUGCUGAUGCCAAUGCUGACACUGGGCAGAUCUACAGCCAAACUGAAUGUAACCCAUGCAGGGGAUGAUUACCCUGUCACCCAGCAGCAGGCCAAUGCGACAGCAGCCACUCUGGAGACAUCUGAGACAGCAGCAGCAGCUCUGGAAGCAACAGAAACAUCCGCUGUACACCACAGACGCAUCCUACGAAAGGCUAUCGAUAUUCCAGUGAUUGCGAUGGACUAUGAGACGACACACAAGCCCUGUGACAUGGACAUGCGCGGCAUACGACGCUACAUUCCGGCCUUUCCCAAUCAGUGCAUUUGGAGCUACAACAAUCGCUACACCACCGAGGGCUACUAUCGGGUCUACAAGAUGUACCAACUGGAGGCAUUCUUCUUUGGCCAGUACUACGAGCGUCUCAAGCGGUACGAAACGGAGCCACAUAACUACAAGGAGCUGUGAGGCGGCAUCCUGCAAAACUCCUCGA
Messenger RNA from Drosophila guanche, 568 nucleotides. RefSeq lists its product as uncharacterized. NCBI's taxonomy places the organism in Eukaryota, Metazoa, Arthropoda, Insecta, Diptera, Drosophilidae. Bases 58 to 543 code for a protein of 161 amino acids. The transcript is spliced from 2 exons. The record is from RefSeq and is a predicted model, not a curated record.